UAUGUUUUUUAUAAUUUUCGUCAUUUUUAAUGUGAUUAAUAAUUAUUAAAAUAAUUCAAUUAUUUUAUUUAUAAAAACUAAUAACUAAGUUUUAAAAUUAAAUAAUAUUAUUUAUAAAAAAAAUAUUUACAGAUCUGAAACACAAAUUUAAAUAUUUCACAUUAUCGUUCAAAUGAUAUCUAAUGUACCAAAAAUUGUAUGCUAAUAUUGUUUUUAUGAAAAUAUUAUUUAUUAAUUAUUAAUUAAUUAAAAUGUAGUAGUUUCUCCAAAAAAAAAUUCGUUUUUCUUCAUAAAAACUCACAAAAGUUGAUUUUUGGUUUUUCUUCAUUAAUUGGUUAAACUUUUCAAAAACUAGUUUCCCUAAAUUUUAAGAAAUCUAUUUAUUAAAAAUCUUGAUUGGCAACUCACAUAAUUUUUAUAAAAUCUAAAACUAAAAACUAAAACAAAAACCACAAACAAUCAACCUUUAGGAGAAAAAAAAAACUAUUUUUUCUAUUUUUUCCACCUAACUAGGUGGCUAUAUGUACAUCCGCUUUAGUUUAUGUAUUUUUCUCCUAACUAGGUGACUAUAUGUACAUAUAUUAUGUACUUUAGUCUACAUAUAACCUAGUUAGGAAAAAACUAUUUUUUGCCUUGUACUUAUUUGGAGAAAGCGGACUAAGCGUUACGGAUCUAGCGGACCAAGCGAAUCGAGCUGCUUUAUAAUGCUAAACCUAUUAAUAUCAAUUUAAAAACAAAUAACUGCUUUAACCUAUGCUAGAACACUCCUUAGGUGAUGUCUUUAUAUUGUUCAUAGUAGAACUUAUUUUUCUCUUUGUAAAGUUAAACCACUAGUGGUUCUUUAAUUUUUUAUUAUUAAAAAGGUAGAUCAUAUUUUAUCAAACAACAAUUGAUGAAUGGCAAAUAAAUAGGUGGUUUAUCCACCUGAUGGGAGAAAUGCUUUUUUUCUACUUUUUAUUCUUAGCCUAAGAGCAAGUCCAAUGGAAAUUCUUAGCAAAAUAUCCUUAGCAAAAAAAUAUUAUAAUAAUAUGUGAGGCCCACUAAAUUUAAGAGUUUGUGUCAAAUUAAUCUUUAGUUAAGGUUCAGAUUUGUUAUUGUGUAAGGGUCCUACCGUCACGUGGAAUCCCGCGAUUGGCUCUUCCUUUUUUUUAGCGAAAAAAAAUAAUAAUAAUAAAAUAAUUUUAAAAACUUACCUCGGUUAUCGAACCAAAAGUAACAGUGUUGCGGAUGGUCUAAGAUACUGUAACGUCUUGGCCGCUUCCAUUAUUGGGUCUUUACCCAUGUUCACUCGGCCUGUGGAUUUUACUAUCCCAUUGAUGAUUGCCUAUUAGUUUUUUUUUGGAUGUUUCCUAAUUUUGUAAUCACUACAUGAAUCAGGACGUGAUAUUUUUGUUUUUUUUAAUACGAUGUUACCAAUUACAUUCUAAUUUGUUACAUAUUUUCCAGUAUUCCAAUAUGUGUGACCGAAAAUCUAAAUAUAAUUUAAAAACUCAAAUAAUUAAAUUAAAUAUUUUAAUAUAUAUUGCCAUAAUACAUACCAUAUAUUAGAAAUACGUAUGUAAUUUUGUGGGAUUACUUGAUUCCACAGUAAUGAAAAUAUUAAUAUUUCUUAAACAUCUGCAGGCUAGUCAUCGUUAACUCCUUUUACAUGGUUUACAUAUGAAUUGUGGUAGAAUUUAUUAAUCCAAUAUAUUUCAAAGAAUAUAUAAAAGACUACACAUGCAGACACACUCCAUUAUCAUGCACUAGUUGAAUACUCUACUGAUGCAGAAGUAUAAUAAUUGCACUUUAAAAUAUGUCCUUAUUCAAACUUAAGUUAGCUUGGGCUGAGGUUGGGCUGAGGAUGUGGAGAUGAAGCUCUGUUUGUUUUGGUGUUUAAGACAGUUUAGUCUGAAAAGUAUUAUUAUUCUUAAUCAUACAAACGACGCAUUAUAUAAACGUGUAAUAUAAUUAUUGGCUUUAAUCGAUGAAUUGUAUAGACUUUUUAUUUAAUGUUAUCAGGUUGUUAGGAUUAUAUAUUUACUUUAGGCAGCACUUGUUUGACUGAGAAGUACACCAGAAAAUUAAAAAAUAAAUAAAAAUUCGAUGUUCAAGGAAACAAAAUCAAAAUAACUUUUUAAAACAAUACAAUUUUAACUAAAAUUCUCAUGAUGUUGAAAUAUAUAGAAGAAACCAUAAAAGUAUUUUUUGGUAAAUCAGUAAUAACAAAGUUUGCCAACCUUAAAAACGUAAUAUGACUAAAACGAUAAUUAUAACUAAUCUAGGGAGUGUAUUUAAAUUGGAAUUUUGUAUAGUUUGUAUUAAAAUAAUAAAUUAUAUCUUAUUAAACAUAAUUUAGAUAAAAAUAAUUUUAUUAAAAUACAUUUUGACAACUUGUUCACCCGUCUUCUAAUCCUGGGACGAAUUAUUCAACCACUAACCAUUUAGAAUUAGGUGAAUGCCAUUUUGUCGCGCUGGAAUUAAAUCGCAUAUCUUUGCCAAAAAUGCGAAGUCAUUUGAGAGCAUUUAUUAUAAACUCUAUUGAUUUUCUUGUGAAUAAAUUUAAAUAUAUAGGAUUAUGAAAAAUACAAGUUUACAAAAAAUAUUAACCAUUAUUUGAGUCUUUUAAAUAAGAUACUAUCUUCUUUUUAUCUUUUUACUUUUGAUACUUUUAAUUAUAUAAUCUAAAAUUUUAAUUUAGAGGUUAUAUUGAUGCAGAUAUCUAUUGAGUAUAAGUUUUUAAACAAUUUUUUAAAAAAAGUUUUCAUAAUACAACACUAAUAUAAGUAAAACUAAAAUUAAAUUUAAUAAAUCGUAGCAAAUAAGCACUCUUUCGAACUUUUAAAAACAUAUCACCCUCUUUUCUUUCACUUUUUAUUUGUUUUAUUAUAAUAGUGAAAAGAAUUUGGUUGAAGUACCAAGGUAUUUCAAAGAGUAUUAGAGUAUUUCCAUUGGAUUCUAGCCAAAACGUUUUUAAAAUAUAUUUAUAUAUAUUUGUGUAUGUAUUUUAAAAAAAAAAUGGCUAGAAUCCCAAAUAUAUAUAUAUAUAUAUAUAUAUGUAUUUUUUAAAAAAAAUUGGCUAGAAUCCCAAUUGAAAGUGCUCUUACUCUCUAGUUAAAUGUAAAAUUAGAAAAACAAGAACAUGAUUUCGUCAAAAAAAAAAGAAAGAGACACGAUUGAUGAAAAUCAAUUCUUGGAAAUAUCCUCAACAAAAACAUGACAAACUCUAUGAAACAUGUCGGCUUUUUAAUAGUUUAAAAAUCAGAAAAGUAAAAUAUAACUAUAUAAAUAAUUGUUAAUAUUUUAUUAUUUAUUGAGAAAUUCAUGCAUGUGCAGCCGUUGAUAUGUCAUAUGCUCACCUUUUCUCUUUGCUUGCAGAUCCUCCUUCAACCCCAAAACUCAUUCCUCUUAUAUAUAGAUCCUCCUUCAACCCCAAUACUCAUUCCUCUUAUUUAUAGAUUACCAUAUCAUUAGAAAGGCGACAUCACCAGAAAAAAAUAACGUGGCAAAGAUGUUUUACUAUGUGAUUCUCCCUUUAGCUCUUCUUGUCAUUGCUUACAAAUUCAUCUUCAGCUAUAGAACACAGCGUUUCAACCUCCCUCCCUCUCCGCCUCACUCUCUCCCCAUUAUCGGCCACCACCGCCUCAUUAAACCUCCCGUCCACCGUCUCUUCCAUGGACUCGCCAAAACACACGGCCCAAUAUUCUACCUCCGACUAGGUACCCGCCGUGCGGUUGUCAUCUCUUCCUCCGCACUCGCAAGAGAAUGUUUCACGGGUCAUAACGACGUGGUUGUAUCAAACCGCCCUCGUUUCCUAACUUCCAAAUACAUCGCUUACAACUACACAACCAUUGCGACCACACCUUACGGUGACCACUGGCGUAACCUCCGCAAAAUAUGCUCCCUCGAAAUCGUCUCCUCAAAACGUCUCGCAAACUUUCUCCACAUCCGCAAAGAGGAAAUCCACCGCAUGCUCAUGAGACUCUCACGUGACGCACUCAUCAGCAAAGAGGUCGAGCUCGAGUCCUUGUUUUACGAUCUAACGUUCAACAACAUCGUUAGGAUGGUUACGGGGAAGAUCUAUUACGGAGAAGAUGCUAGUGACAAAGCAGAAGCAGAUACGUUCAAGAAACUCAUUGCUUAUAUUACUAGUACUAGUGGCGCGAGGCACCCUGGUGAAUACUUGCCAUUCUUGAAAAUAUUUGGAAGGAGUUUUGAGAAGAAAGUGAAAGCUGUAGGAGAAGCCAUGGAUGCGAUCUUGCAGCGUCUGCUUGAUGAGUGUAGAGGAAAUAAAGACGGUAACACAAUGGUUAAUCACUUGCUCUCAUUGCAACAACAAGACCCAGAGUAUUACAGUGAAGUCAUCAUCAAAGGCCUAAUGCUGGGUAUCAUGUUUGCCGCAUCAGAAACAUCGGCAGUGACAAUAGAGUGGGCGAUGGCGAGUUUGUUGAAUCAUCCAGAGUUGUUGGAAAAGUUGAAACUAGAGAUUGACGAGAAAAUCGGACAAGACCGCUUGAUCGAGGAAACAGACAUUCCAAACCUGCCUUACCUCCAAAACGUUGUGUCGGAGACACUCAGGCUAUAUCCAGCAGCGCCGCUUCUUGUGCCAAGAUUAACAGUAGAGGACAUCAAGAUCGGAGGCUACGAUGUGCCUCGUGAGACGAUGGUCAUGGUGAACGCGUGGAGUAUACACAGGGAUCCAGAACUGUGGACUGAACCAGAGAGGUUUAAUCCAGAUAGGUUUAACGGUGGAGGAGAAGGAGAAAAGGACGAUGUCCGUAUGCUGGUAACCUUUGGAAGUGGACGGAGAAUGUGUCCAGGCGCAGGAUUAGCGAACAAGAUUGUCACGUUGGCGUUAGGAUCUUUGAUUCAAUGCUUUGAUUGGGGAAGAGUCAAUGGGAAAAAGAUUGAUAUGACCGAGGGUCCAGAGAUGGCAAUGCGUAAGGUGGUGCCGUUACGAGCCAUGUGUCAGCUUCGACCCGUUAUGAAUAAGCUUCUUACCGAGUCAAAAGUUUAGUUCUGCUUCAGUGUGUUUCUAUUGAAAAAAACUAUUAUGCGAAUAAAUUGUGUAGUUACACACUUCGUUGCUUCUCUGUAACGAAAACUAUAUGUGUAAUGCGAAUAAAUUGAAAACCCUAGCAUUUUUUCCUUUUAUCCUGUCUCAUUUCACACACAUAUAUUACCAUGUUUUUAGAUUGGUUUUUGAGCUUAUUUCGAACAAACUAAGGGGGUGUUAUUCAAUCACUGGUUUGAAAUCAGUUAUUAAUGUUUUAUAAUCUAUCAAAUUUUAAAGUUUUAAGUUGAUAGAUUCUAAAAUCUCUGCAGUAGACCUCAGAUUUUGAAUUCAUUCAUUUGUUCAUAAGAAUUCAUAAGAGAUGAUUUGAAAUCAAUUUAAAAUACAAAAAACUAUAAAUCCUUGAAAGUUGAAUAACACUAGAUUUUAAAAGUUAGAUUUAAAUCAUUCAUUGAAUAACACUAGAUUUUAAAAUAGAAUUUAGAAUCAUCAUUUGAAUAACAAUGGAUUGUGUUAAGAUUUAAACUCUAUUAAAAUACAUAAUUGAAUAACACCACCUAAAAAUGAAUGUGACCAUACAAGAAACAAAGAUUCAACAUAAACCGGUAAAAGAGUGAACUUUUUUCUUAGUAUAUAUGUAUGUAUGUUAAGAAGAUAUGUUAUUUAUUUUCAAGUUAUAUAUAUAUAUAGAUAUAUUUUUGACAAAAGAUUAAAUAAAAGAACUACAUUCUAUUAAUUCAACGUGUGAUCUGCAAAUUAUGUAAAAUUGAGAUACAGCGAAAACUCAAGGUACAAAGUAAUUCUAAAAACUCGUUAGUCUUUUAUUAGAAAUCAUUUACACAAUUUAUUACAGAUUUGUUUGAUCCAAAUUAUACAACUCGACACCGAUCGAUUUCUAACACACUCAACGUGCUUGACUCAACACUUGUUGAUCAAGUCUACCAAUUCACUCAGUUAUGAAACCCCAAAAAAUUUUGUGUUUAACUCGCAUCUUGACGUUUUCUUUUUAUUCUCCGAAGCAUGUAUCACACAUUACAUUCCAUGUGUAACACAUAUAAACGAACCAAAAAUCCACCACUGCAGCAACUUACCAAGCUCCAAAGUUUUUGAUCUUACAAAUUAUAGCUUAUAUGUCGGUUUGGUACUAAGCGAUAUAAUCCAAUGUAUUAUUCUUUUUUUUUGCUAACUAAUCCAAAAAGUAUUCGAAAAGAUAUAGUAUAAAGUUAUCUGUAAUAUAGUUUUGCAUGGUUUUGGCUCUUUUCCUAAGUGAUGAAUGAUUAAUAAUGACUACUGCGGCGCCUGGCAAAUUACUAUUUUAAUUACCUUGCAAUAUCUUGUUAUAAAAAAAUCAUAUAAUAGAUUCGAAAUCUAUGGUUUAUAUUUAAAAUUUAAGUACUGGUGCACACAUGUUCUGGUCAGGUGUGGAUAAGGAUUUUGAGUAUUUUUAGAAUUUUAUCGAAUCCGUUGGACAAGAAGAAUCAGAUAUAAAUUCGUUCAAAAGUACGAUAUAUAACUCGACAUUGUAUGAACUCAGCCCUUUUUCAAAAGAAAAAAAAAAACCUUGUAUGGUAAUUAAGAAAACAACCCAAAAAAGCCAAAAUAAUUGGAUAUAGGCACAUUGUGGGUUAGUGGUAAAGAGACGGAUUUAUGACAUCAACAACAUUUUAGGUCUGAUUCACCUAUCUCGUUUAGCUAAGUCACAUUACUAGUAUACAUCCACAUAAAUAUUAAUUCUUUUUUUUGACUCAUUUAAAUAUCCAAAAAAAAAUUAUAGAUUGCAUUUUUCUUUAUGGAUUAGUUGGACUCUUCCAUAGCUAUAGAGUACCUCAUGUCAAUUAAAAAACAUAAGCAGAAUAAUUAUUUUUUGUAGAUGAGUUUUGACUUUUACCUUUUGUCUGACGAGUAAUAUUUUCCUAAUCAAACAUGAAAUAAUUCAUCUACCAAUUGAUACUUACCCAAUUUCUCUUCAGAUUUUUUCCACUUACCUAAUUCACUCUAAAUUUAUUAACAUGACGGUGUUAUUAUUUACAAAAUCGCAAUUUUCGUUGUCAACUUGUGCAUGGACUGAUCUACAUGUGCAUAAGAGUCAGUGAGUGCCAUUGUUUCCUUGAUAAAAAAUAUAGUAUUCGAUCUAUUAGACUAUCAGGAAUGUAUCGACGUAAAUGUGCAUGUGAGUGCUAUUGUUUCCUUGUUAAAAUGUUUUGUUGUUUCCCGGUCCCAACUUUAGAUCUGAUAAAAUAAAAAUCGCAAACUUGUUUAUCAAUUUUCUCUCCUUUUAUUACACCAAAUUUUUUCUCUCCUUUUAUUACACCAAAUUUUUUCUCUCCUUUUAACAAUUUAAUACACCUUGUUAGAGCCUCAUUAUCGAAAAAAAUUGUAAGGGGUUCUAAAAGAAAAAAAUUAUCAUUAUUUUAAUUAUAUGAUUAUAUGUUUAUUUUUUGAAUAUGUUUAAAAAUUAACAGAUUGACAUCUGUGUUUUUAAUAUAUCACAGGUUCUUAAAAUUUUAGUUUUUAGAAUUUUAGACUUUUUCAUGUAUUUAUGAUUUUAUCUUUUCUUUUAAUUCUAAGAACUUCUACUACAACUUUUUGUUGGAGAUGCUCUUUUAACUUAUCUAUAUAUAUAUAAAAUUGUCUGCUUCUCUCCUAUGAUGCCACAUAGGAUCCAGGUCAGAAAGUCGACAUACCUCAGACUGCCACGUGUCACAGAAAACUGAAAACUCAUCGUUUCAUUUAAACUGCAGUUUGUUGGGCUUAUCUAACAUGAUUGGACUGAUAUGUUUUUCUGUGAGCCCAAAAAAGAGAGACGAGUCUUCAACAAAGUCGGCACCAAAAUUUAGGGUUUAUGUCCUUCUUUGAUCUCUGACACCAGAAAUGUUCUUCUUCGUUCUUUGAUACCAACAAUGGAGUUUCUAGGUGUUCGAUCGACGUGAAGAAUCGCUGUGUGAAUCUUCAAUCUUGAUGUUUUGUCUUCUGUUCAAAUCAAAACCAAAACGUUAUGUUAUUGAUUCAUCGCCUUAAUCAUACUUCUUAAUUAUAUCAACCCACGUCAAGCACGAUCUGACAUUGAAUGAAGCUUAUCCAUUUGCAAGGCGGUGUCUCUACACCUAUAAAAUGGUAAGUCCUCUUCCCUUGAUCAUCAUCCUCUCAAAGUUGUGGAUGUCAUAAAGAUUAUUUCCAUAGAAAUGGCUAACUCCUCUUUCGAUGGUUUCUGGGUUUAGAUCCUUGGUUAAUGGUUUGAUUAUUUGACUGAAGUUGAUUCAAAGUUACGUUCUUAUUAGAAGAUUAAAGUUUGUUGGUUUAUUAAUUUACUUAAUGUGAAAUCUAAAAGCUUUAUCUGUAUAUGGAGAGGAGCUUAUAUAAUUUUGUUUCUCAGCUACGUUACGAAUGUGUUUUAGGCAAAACGAAAUUGAGAAGGUAUAUUCAUGUGUUGUAGACAAUUGAAGAAUAAAGAUGAGGAUAGAGUAAUUGAGAACAAUGAAGGUCUGCCUCAGCCUUUUUUGGGAAGCUGCAAUGAUCGUGCACGGCAGUUCCAGGCUUUUUCUUCAGGUCUUUCUCCAUGUUUAAAGGUUUUAUCUCUCUCACACUUCUCUUUUUAACAUUCAGAUUAUUUAUUUUUUUUCUUUGUACAUGUGUUUCAGCCACCGUGAAAGCAAUGAAUCACUCGCUCACCAACCAACAACACAAACACAAAAUCGGUAAUGUGAUUCAUCUGGUCUUGCAACGAUACCGUAAGUGGCACCAAAACUGAAACGUCUUCGGUUGAUGAGCCUACAAGAAGUAGUGGCUCAUCAAGGGAAGAAGAAGACGAUGCAAAUCAUUCGGAUGAGGUCUGAGUAAGUAAACUAAGCGUCACCGAAACAGAACGAGAUUUGCCUAUUCUACCAUAAAUAUCUGAUGACUGAAGAAAUAACUAACGUAUCAGUUUAUAAGAUUACAUUCUAAGAUAUAUUUGAAAAUUGAGGGAUGGUGUGUCUGUAGUUUCCUUACAACCAUGGUACCCGUGGCGUUCUGGUUCUAAUUCCAGUUCAUGUGAACUUAGCGGAGGAGAAGCUGAUGCUCUGCGACAGUGACACACGGCAGGAGAGUUAAGGAGGGGUUUGUUCAACUCGCUCCUUUGAGUUGGCUCGGUGAUCGAGGCAGUCGCACCAGAGACAUUUGAGGUUAUGUCUGUCAUCCACAUCCUCUUCCCAACUCAUAUCUUCGUUGCCGAUUGCACAAAUCCAUAAUUCUUUGACAUGGAACAUUGUUGCUCAGUGGCCACAAAAAGAUUCCGAGAGAGCAGAGGAACAUGGGAUCUGAGGGUCAAUAGCUGUAGAUAUGCCAGCGAUAGCCACAGAGUACAGCCAUGUGAUGAACUGGCCAAGCUACAGGGCGUCUGCAGAUUUAUUUGAAGAAAAAGAGAAACAGACAGAUUAUGUGGAUACGGAGGUGGGGGUGGAUGUAAGUCUCACGUGACCGUGUGGAAUGAUACAAACCAGGAUGAAGAUAAAGAAAGUGUGGAAAAAGGCAGAGAAAGUUAGAAAUGGAAAUAAAACUAUGGAGGAGUUGAAAAUUAGGAUAAUGUAAGUAACUGAGUACUGAAAACAACAUCAACGAAGACAAAGAUACAUAUUCCCCUUUGUUUGCUUCAUAUGCAGAGAGCCUUUUGUGAAUACAGUUGUCACCAAAUGCAAGCAAUUCUAUGUGAGAAUUGUGCUUUGCCUUUAUGGUUUAGCUAAGAGGGCCUUCUGCUCAACCUUUCGUCACUUUUUCAUAUAUGUGUUUGAAAAUAUAAAACCCGGUCACAAUAUUUUUCCCAUAUAUCAAUGAAAAUUAAAAACAUUGAAUCUAAUAUACUUUCCUCUUUUAAUCACUAAAUGCAAAUUAAUUGAAAUUAACCUAUUGAUUCAAGACGACGAUCAAAUUUAAUAAAACACACACAAAACAAAUAUAAAAUAAAAUAUGCAACAUAAGAACAAUAUAAAAAAAAUAGAUUUUAAAAAUUUUGUCAUGAAUUUCCAAAACAAA
Brassica rapa (field mustard) is the source of this 10000-nucleotide messenger RNA. Its product is annotated as cytochrome P450 81F4. Gene Ontology annotation, molecular function: heme binding; monooxygenase activity; iron ion binding. The record is from RefSeq and is a predicted model, not a curated record. NCBI's taxonomy places the organism in Eukaryota, Viridiplantae, Streptophyta, Magnoliopsida, Brassicales, Brassicaceae.